AUGAAAAGAAACGAAAUAUCAUCUUCAUCAAGGAAGAAGAAUGAUAACAAACAAAGACAAUCAUCCUAUUCCUCAUCAUCAUCCUCUUCUUCCUCCUCCUCUAAAAGAGACCAUUAUCAUCGUCAAAAGAAAAUAAUAGAUGGAAAUCAUGAUACAGAAACUGCAGAUCAUAGGAAAACCAACGAUGAGAGUUCAUCCGAUGAUAGCUCUGAUCAAGAUGAUAAAGAGAACAAAUCUGAAUCUGAAUCUUACUCUUCACAAGAUUCUGGUGAUGAUGAUGAUUCCUCUGAUAUUUCUUCAUCAUCUUCUGGUAGCAAUGAAGAAAAGACUUGUUCGUUUUGCAACAAAGAUGAAAACGGAACAAACAUGGUAAAAUGUCUUAGAUGUCACUUUUAUUAUCAUUCUUAUUGUACUUCACCACCAUUAAAUAGGGUACCUAGAAGUAAAUGCAAGUUGGGCAAAGAUGAAGAUAAAAUUCUACUUUGUGACUCGGAUGGAUGUGAUAGAGGUUAUCACAUGUAUUGCCUUCGCUAUCCCAUUUCAAAUGUCCCCAAAGGAGAUUGGGUAUGUGAUCAUUGUAGAUGGGGUGAUUUAUCAGAUAUAGAUCUCAACAAUCAAGAAGAUGAUGAAGAAGAUGGAGAAGUCAAGGAUUAUAGUCAUAGUAAUAGUAAUAGUCAUAGUAAUAGUCGUAGUAAUGGUGAUAAUAAUAAUAAUAAUAAUAAUACUUUUGUUGAUAACAAAAGAAAAUUAAACAAAUUUGGUGAUUUGGAUGAAGAGAAGAGAAAAGUUGAUGAAAAUUAUUCUCCCCAAAUCCGUCCAAACAAAAAAUUAAAGGAUGCUCCAUCUAGUAGUCCACCUUUGCCAUCUCCCUCUAUGAUUCUCAAGAAACCCUCACCCUCAUCUGGAGCCACAACGGGGAUGAAUCAAUACCUCUCCAAAGUGCCAAAAACCAAAUCCCCUUCUUCACCCCCUUCCUCACCACUUUUAAAUGGAAGCCUUCCAAGCAUAAUCAACAACAACAAAAAGCAACCCCCAAAAAUCAUCAAGGAGCAAUUGGAUUCAAAUCAUAAUAAUAACCAAAUUUCUUGGGAUCUAAGUCAUAAACCAAAUAAUCACAAACAACCACCACCACCACCACCACAAUCAUCAUCAACCAACAACAACAACAAAAUUCAGCCCAAACAAGUUCCUAGCAUUAUUUGGAGAGGAAGAAUAGAAUUUGAUGAUAUUUUUAUUUCGACAAUGUCCAUUUCUAGACUAGAUGAACAUAACAGCAAAGUAAGGCUCACAACAACAAACUCUUUAAACUUUCAAAAAUGCAAUUUUUAUUCACUCGAUCAAGACACCAAGAACACUAUCCUUGACUUUUCACUAAAAGAUCAUUGUCUGUUUCCUGUAUUACACUUUUCACCGUCAAACAAUUCACCAAACAAUCCCACGUCACCAUUUUAUUCUUUGCUAUACAAGCUAAAAGUUUCGGUUUCAUCACCAAUUGUGGGCUUUACUCGAAUAUCAAAUAGAAAAUAUGUAUAUCUAUUUUCAACAAAUGGUAAUAAGUUGUAUGGAAUUGUUUACAAACAACCAAAACCUCUAAUAACUAAAUCAAUCUCAACACUCAAAACAACAGAAAAUAAUUUGAAUGGCGAUCAAACAACAGUGAUAAAUGUGGUAUUUAUUAAAUCAAAGACGCCAACAGAUAAUGAUUCAUAUCCUUCAUCUAAAUUACAAGAAUUUAUUAUUGAUUGUGGUGGACGUCUUGUAGAUUUCUCAUCCCUCAAAAAUCAAAAUAAUAAUAAUAAUCAAUUUAAUAAUCAAUUUAAUAAUCAAUUUAAUAAUCAAUUUAAUAAUCAAUUUAUUUAUUUAUUCAUUAUUGAACAAGGAUAUCAAAGAAGAGUAUUCUUUGAAUAUCCAUUUCUAUAUCGAUAUCAAUCCAAAGAUUCAAAUAUAUUUUUUGUGGCAAAUUUAGAACAAGAAUUAUACCUAAAAAAUUAUUUAAAAUCAUUGCAAAAAAAACCAACUGAAUCACCAGAUAACAAUAAUAAUAAUAAUAAUAAUAAUAAUAAUAAUAAUAAUAAUAAUAAUAAUAAUAAUAAUAAUAAUAAUAAUAAUAAUAAUAAUAAUAAUAAUAUUAAUAUUAAUUGUAUGGAUUUGCAAAGAAACGAUGAAAAAGAACUAGCUAAAAACAGAGUCGACAAAAAUAUCUUUCAAGAACAAGAAAAAUCUUCCCAAUUUUCGUUUCAUUCAUUCGAAUUGAAGGAUUGA
Cavenderia fasciculata is the source of this 2262-nucleotide messenger RNA. Its product is annotated as PHD Zn finger-containing protein. Lineage: Eukaryota; Evosea; Eumycetozoa; Acytosteliales; Cavenderiaceae. Bases 1 to 2262 code for a protein of 753 amino acids. The transcript has 5 exons. The record is from RefSeq and is a predicted model, not a curated record.